Messenger RNA from Saprolegnia parasitica CBS 223.65, 1266 nucleotides. RefSeq lists its product as hypothetical. The coding region runs from base 1 to 1266 and encodes 421 amino acids. The transcript is spliced from 3 exons. The record is from RefSeq and is a predicted model, not a curated record. Lineage: Eukaryota; Oomycota; Saprolegniomycetes; Saprolegniales; Saprolegniaceae. Gene Ontology annotation, molecular function: RNA binding.
AUGGCCAAGAAGCAAGCUAAGCCCGUGCCCGUCGCUGCCAGCAGCAGCUCGGACUCGUCGUCCUCGUCCGAGGACGAAGCCCCCAAGAAGGCCGCCCCGGCCAAGAAGGCCCCGAAGUCGCCGGUCAAGAAGGCCGCGCCCGCCAAGAAGGCCGACUCGUCGUCGUCGGACUCGUCGUCGGACUCGGAGGAUGAGGCCCCCAAGAAGGCCACGCCGGUCAAGAAGUCGCCGAAGGCUUCGCCUGCCAAGAAGGCCGCCCCUGCCAAGAAGGCCGAGUCGUCGUCGGACUCGAGCUCGUCGGAGGAUGAGGCCCCGGCCAAGAAGGCCGCGCCCACCAAGAAGGCCGAGUCGUCGUCGUCGGAUUCGUCGUCGGACUCGUCCUCGGAUGAGGAAGAGACCCCGGUCAUCAAGAAGCGCAAGGCCUCGGAGGCCUCGGAGCAGCCCGCCAAGGUCCAGAAGGCCGCCGACGGCUCGGCCAAGGCCGUCGACGCCGGCUGCGCCGAGAUCUUCAUCGCCGGCCUCCCGUGGGUCGUCGACGAGAGCGAGCUCCGCGCCAUCUUCGAAACCUCGGGCACCAUCACGGCCAUCCGCUUCCCGGUGGCUGCCGAUGGCCGCUCGACCGGUACGGCGUUCAUCACGUACAGCAGCGCGGAUGAAGCCGCCGCCGCCCUCGCCCACGACGGCGCCGACUUCGGCGGCCGCUGGAUGAAGGUCCGCUCGGCCGAGAAGAAGAACCAGCUCGAGGAGAAGCCCGAGGGCUGCGUGUCGGUGUUUGUCGGCAACCUCAGCUGGAACAUUGACGAAGACACCAUGUACGCCACCUUCCAGCACUGCGGUCCCAUCGCGCACGUCCGUCUCGCCACGGACCGCGAGACGGGCGAGUUCCGCGGCUUCGGUCACGUCGACUUCGAGACGACGGAAGCCGUCGACGAGGCUGUCAAGCUCGGCGGCACGGACGUCCUCGGCCGUGCGAUCCGCGUCAACUACGCUGCCCCCAAGCCGGAGCGCUCGUUCGGCGGUGGCAACGGCGGUGGCCGUGGCGGUGGCUUCGGCGGCCGUGGUGGCCGUGGUGACGGUGGCCGUGGCGGUGGCCGUGGUUUCGGCGGCCGUGGUGGUCGCGAUGGUGGCCGCGGCGGUCGUGGCGGUGGCUUUGGCGGCCGUGGUGGCCGUGGUGCCGGUGGCCCCCAAGCGCCAGUCGUCGUCGAUCCAGAACUUCCAGGGCCAGAAGAAGACUUUCGACUAGAUUUUUUGAGACAAACCUGCUAG